This is a messenger RNA of Halichondria panicea, 1904 nucleotides long. RefSeq lists its product as uncharacterized. NCBI's taxonomy places the organism in Eukaryota, Metazoa, Porifera, Demospongiae, Suberitida, Halichondriidae. The coding region runs from base 293 to 943 and encodes 216 amino acids. The transcript has 3 exons. The record is from RefSeq and is a predicted model, not a curated record.
GCCGAUUAAAAUACUCUGCCUUGAAUCGAGGCUAGUAAAUGUCUAGCUACGCCCCUGAUUACAAUUUAUAAAUCAUAUUACAGGUUGUAUUGAUGUAGUGCAGUCUUUGGAAUCCACAACUGUCAGUUUAUGCAACUAAUUAGUUUGAAAUGUUGAAAUGUCUAGAAUUAGUAUGUACUAUAGUAGAUUGGAUUCCCAUUGUCUCAGGCUAAAUGCGUAGGCUACAAGAUACUACAAUGGCUCAUGCAUAGUAUAGAUUCUUAUAUGUAGCUAGCUAAAGCUCUGCACAGCCAUGCCGAUCUCCCUAAACUUUGUUCUAUACCUGGUCAUUUUGCUACUAUGCAGGUACAGUGGUGCUCUCAAUUGUAACCAAACAGUUCUCCCUCCUAUACAUACAUCUGUCACUUUGACAACACUGCCGCCAACCAUAAUGUCUCUCAAUGCUACGUUAAAUGGGCUUUCAAACAUUUUCAACGGGCAAAGUCAACUUAUCGCAAUACCGAUUGUCACAAGCAUUGUGUUGGCCUUACUGAUUGUGCUCUUAUUGUUAGUUAUUGGUUAUCUGUGGCGAAAGGUGAAGAAGCUAUCAGCAGCACUAACUGCAAUGCAACAGGGAGUACUGAUCUCCAAUACAGAUACAAACCUAGCAUAUCAAUCAGAAAUCAGCUCUAAUGAUGAUUACGAAGUUAUCCAAGAAGAGAGAGCAACAACACUCACUAAAAAUCAGUCAUACCCUCAUCUUCACUCAUGGCUCACUGAUCCACAACUACAAAGAAGCUUACUUGCAACAAAUGCCAUGGCUAAAGAUAUUGAGAUGGACAGUGAAAGCUAUGACGAUGUAAUUCUUCCCCUGAAAACAGACACGAAUGAUGGUAUGUCAUCCAGAAACUCAAUGACUGUGAGUCUUGGUGAAGAACUAGUAGUUGAAGUGACUAUGGUUUAAAAUUUGAGAGGAUCAUAUAUUAAUGUUAUGUAUCUUAGAUAUAUUAUUAUACAUAUAAUAGCUUAUUAUAACACUGACUAUAGUAGCGAUUUUAUUUUAAUUGUUCACAUGCCUGCAUAAUUAUCAAGUGUGUAAAUUAUUCGGUUGUAUAUUAUUACCUGCAUGGGUAUAGGAUAAGUUAUAGUUAAACAAUGGCCUCGAGUGGUAUAUUUGAUUUACACGCGAGAGUAAUCUGAUAAACCACGAGGCGCAGCCGAGUUGGUUUAUCUGAUUACUCGAGCGUGUAAAGCAAAUAUACCACGAGAGGCCAUAGUUUAACUGGCUUGUACUAUGUUUAGAACUGUACUACUAUGUUUAGCUACUUCCUGUCAUGCUUCUUCAAUGAAUAUGCUUAUAACUACUGUUUGACGUCACUGUUGCUAUACCUAUGCAAUGAAUUUGCUAUUUUUUUAAAAAAAGCGAUGGCUGAUUCAAGCAAGCGUCUAUGAUUCAAGCAAGCAAUUGUGAAGGCUGUGUUUCUGCAUCUUUAUAGAAGGCACUUCAAGAAAGUACACUGGUGCUACUUGUCUACAAAGAGUGCAAAUGUACCCCAAAAUAUCAUUCCACAAGCCUACUGUACUGGCCCAGUGCAGUGCAGUCUCUUUAGUCUGAGAAACACUUGGCAGUCUGGACCCUUCUUACUGCUCCUGGUCCCAUGCAGCAAUGUAAUAAGCAGGUUGUGACAACCAAUGUUGAAAGUUGAAAAAAAGCAACACAAACAAACCAGUAUCGUUCGAUUCACGAUCACGGAGUUCUUCCAAAUUUGCCUCCUUUUUGGAACUAUUCAUCGCUUGAACUUGGCUCUUUUUAUGUUGACUAAAAUCAUUAGUAUAGUAGUCUGUUUUGUAUUGAAUUCUCUCUAACUCUAAUAUUGCUAAUAUUGAUUGAAUUGAGUAGUGUGUCAUUGUUUUAAUUGAAACAG